This is a messenger RNA of Colletotrichum spaethianum, 1092 nucleotides long. RefSeq lists its product as uncharacterized. The transcript has 2 exons. The record is from RefSeq and is a predicted model, not a curated record. Bases 1 to 1092 code for a protein of 363 amino acids. NCBI's taxonomy places the organism in Eukaryota, Fungi, Ascomycota, Sordariomycetes, Glomerellales, Glomerellaceae.
AUGCCUCACUUCGAAGAGCCAGCCCCUGCCUACCCCUCGUCGCCCAUCGCGGACGACUACCAAAGGCCCGAUAUGCGCAAGUCAUUCUUCGGCUCCGUCAAGGAUAAGCUAUCCCGCAAGUCAACUCCGUCGUCACAGAAAUCCAAGCAUAUCGCAGAGUCCAAUAUGCCUUUCAGCAACAACCCCUUUGCUCACCAUCCAGUCGUCAAGCAAGCCAACCUCCCCAAUCAGCCUCCUCCCGCCUACACUGUGACAGCGCCUCCUCAGUCAGGCGCCGACUACCUGACGGCUCUGGAUGGCCCUGUUAGAAGCCCGUCACCCGCCCCAUCAAACGCCGACUCCAUCAUGUCGGCCGCCGGCAUGAGGGUCUCAACGCCUGAGGACCCCUAUGCCUUUCUAUCCUCCUUCGAUACCAUUUUCAUUGUCGAUGAUUCGGGUUCGAUGGCCGGCCGCUCGUGGCCCGAGGUCCAAAACGUUCUCCGCGCCAUUACACCCAUCUGUACGUCUCAUGACGACGACGGUGUCGACCUGUACUUUCUCAACAACAAGACGACGGACAGCGGCAAUGCCAGGGCAGGCAAAGCUGCCGGCGGCUACUAUGGCAUCCGGCGUACUGAGACGGUCCACGAAAUCUUCACCACAGUCCGUCCCCGCGGCGCCACACCCACCGGUCAGCGCCUCCAUGCUAUCCUCCGGUCUUACUUGCAGCUCCUCGAAAGUAAGAAGCACGAUCUCGAGAGCGUCAAGCCGAUCAACAUUAUUGUCAUCACCGACGGCGCGCCCUCGGACGAUGUCGAGUCUACUAUCAUCUCGGCGGCCAAGAAGCUCGAUAAGCUCGACGCCCCCAUGCACCAGGUCGGCGUGCAGUUCUUCCAAGUCGGCAACGAGCCCGGCGCCCGUGAGGCGCUCCGGGAGCUCGACGACGAUCUCGUCGGUAGGAUUGACGGUGAUCUCCGCGACAUGGUCGACACCGUCACCUGGGAGAACGGCAACCGGGGCGUGCUCACGGCGGACAGCAUCCUCAAGGUCGUCCUCGGCGCAGUGGUCAGACGUCUCGACCGUCGUCGUACUAGUGGCGAGGGUCGUCGCUAA